This is a messenger RNA of Patiria miniata (bat star), 2516 nucleotides long. RefSeq names its product trichohyalin-like. NCBI's taxonomy places the organism in Eukaryota, Metazoa, Echinodermata, Asteroidea, Valvatida, Asterinidae. Gene Ontology annotation, molecular function: protein binding. Bases 1 to 2511 code for a protein of 836 amino acids. The record is from RefSeq and is a predicted model, not a curated record. The transcript has 2 exons. Gene Ontology annotation, biological process: signal transduction.
AUGAUUGACCGCAAUCAUUUUGCUGAUGAUCCGUUCUUCCGGGACUUGGCUUCGAAAACCGAAACGUGCUGGAAAAAGUUGGCCAAAUCCCUGGGAUAUGAAGAAGCAGAAAUCAAGGAAAUCCAAACCACCUUCCAAGACGACAAAGAAAGGAGCCUUAAGAUGCUGCUUUCUUGGAGGAGAAAGCAAACAAAUCGCGAGGAAGGAUUUCAGAGUUUGAGAGAUGCGUUAAAUUCAAUCGGGCGUGAAGAGCUGGCCUUCAUGAUUCCAUCAGAUAUGCGACAGAGGAUGAAACAGGAAGAAAUUGUUAACCAAGAGAAAGCCAGAACAUCAAUACAAACAGGAGGGACUAAAGAACAAGACAAACAGAAAGGCACUACAUCAUCAGAGGGUCAGAGACCGCGUCAGGAGGAAGUUGGUCAUCUAGUCAAUCCUAACACAAUGGGGCAAAUGGAGGGUGUUAAGAAACAGAACAUGCAGAAAGGGCCUACAUCCUGUGGACAGAGACCAAGACAGAAGGAAAUUACUGAACAGGACAAACCUCAGAUACCUGAACAAGGGGUAUUUGUGAAAGAACAGGGCAAGCAGAAACGAACAUGGCAAUCUAUUGAGAAACAGAGACCGAGUAAAGAGCUUCCACAAAAAAAGCAGAAACUAGAAGAAUUUGAAAAGAAUGUUCAAAAUGUAAUGACAUCAGCUGAAGAACACGGAACGAGGCAUGGACAAUUUCAGCUUCAUCCAGACAAAUCCGGACAAGAAGUUCAGAUGGGAGGGGCUAAAGAACAGGCUAAGCAGAAAGAUACUGCAUGUAGGCCUACAUCAUCUGAGAGACAGGGACAGGAGGCAGUUGGGUAUCGAGACGAACCUGAACAAGAGAUGAAAGUGGGACGGGCUAAAACAAGGAGAAAUCGGAAAAUGAAUUCAACAUCUAAGGAGCGGAGAUUGAGACAGGAGGAAAUUGGCCAUCUAGAGAAAGCCAAACCAUCACUACAAGAGAAAGGGACCAAAGAACAGAGAGAGCAGAAAGGGGCUUCAACAUCUGAGGAACAGAGAUUGAGACAGGAGGAAUGUGGAUAUCGAGACAAACCUGAGCCAGAUGUGACAGUUGGACGGGCUAAAAAACGAAGAAAGCGGAAAAGGACUUCAACAUCUAAGGCACAAAGAUCGAGACAGGAGGAACUUGGUCAUCUAGAGAAAGCCAAACCAUCAAUACAAGAAAGAGAGGCGAAGAAACAGAGAGAGCGAAAAGGGACCUUAACAUCUGAAGAACAGAGACCAAGACGGGAGGAAGUUAGUCUUGUAGAGAAACACAAACCAUCAGUACAAAAGAGAAGGACUGAAGAACAGAGCACGCAGAAAUGGACUUCAAUAUCUACGGGACAGCGAUUGAGACAGGAGAAAGUUGGCCAUCUAGAGAAAUCCAAACCAUUAGUACAAGGGAGAGAGGCUAAAGAACAGAGAGAGCAGAAAGGGACUUCAACAUCUGAUGAACAGAAAUUGAGACAGGAGGAAUGUGGGUAUCGAGACAAACCUGCACAAGAGAUGAAAGUGGGACGGGCUAAAAAAAGGAGGAAGCGGAAACGAUCUUCAACAUCUGAGGAACAGAGACCAAGUCAGGAGAAAGUUUGGUAUGGAGACAAACCUGAACAAGACAUGAAAGUGGGACAGCCUAAAACACGGAGAAAGCGGAAAAGCAUAUCACCAUCUAAGGAACAGAGACAAAGCCAGAAGGAACUUUGUCAUCUAGAGAAACCCAAACCAUCAGUACAAGACAAAGAGACUAAGGAACAGAGAGAGCGGAAAGGGACUUCAACAUCUGAGAAACAGAGAUUGAGACAGGAGGAAGUUGGUCAUGUAGAGAAACCCAAACAAUCAGUACAAAAGAGAGGGGCUGAAAAACAGAGCACGCAGAAAUUGACUUCAAUAUCUGCGGGACAGCGAUUGAGACAGGAGGAAGUUGGGUAUCAAGACGAACCUGAACAAGAAAUGAAAGUGGGACGGGCUAAAAAACGGAAAAAGCGGAAAAGGACUUUAACAUCUGAAGAGCAGAGACCAAGACUGGAGGAAGUUGGUCACCUAGAGAAACCCAAACCAUCAGUACAGGAGAGAGCGACUACAUCAUCUGAGGUUCAGAGAUGGAGAAAGGUGAAAGUUGGUCAUCAAGACAAACGUCAACUACAGGUUCAAGUGGGAGGGGCGAAUAAACGGAGCGAUGAGAAAGAGACUGCAUUCCCUGAGGGAAAGAGAUCAAGAGAGGAGAGACUUGCUAAAAUAGACAAACCUCAGAUACACGAACAAGGAGAACUUAUUAAAAAACAGGUCAAACAAAAACGGACACCGAGUCACGAGCUUCCACAGAAAAAGCAGAAACUACAGGUAUUUGAGAAGAACGCUCAGAAGGAGAUGACUUCAUCCAAAGAAUGUGGAUUGAGGCAUGGCCAAUUAGAUGAUUAUCGAGAUAAACCGCAACAAGUUGAAAAGGUUAAAUAUCACAGCAAACAGAAAAGGUAAAUGUC